UGGAAAUAUUAAAAAUAUCAUUAUUAUUAUAAUCAUCAACAAAUUUAAAAUAAAGUCUCCGGAACGGCAUCGAGCACAUUUUCCUUAAUUUUUGUAACAAAAUUUGAAAAAUAAACGAAAUAAUUUUCAUUUAUUUUUGAAAUAAUAAAAUUUUAUUAAUUUUAUUAAAAAAAAAAACAAAAAAAAAAUGCUAACGCAAAAGAUGUCAGAUAGUAAGAGCAGAGGGGAGGAAAGUUAGGAAAUCAACCGGUAAUUUCAGAGAAAAUACGUGGAUUUUUAUGUCAAAUAGACCAACGUACCCCGUGACGCCGGUGGUGAUGUGUACAACGUUUCGACCAAUAAAACUCUGCCACAUCACCAAACUCAUUCCCCAUUCGGCACUCCUUUCGUACCCUUCGACGGUAGCCGUCAACCCCACCCACCCCACCCCACCCUUUCUCUGUUUUUUCCGUCAACGAGAAAAAAAAAAUAAACUUUAUAAUAAUAAUGAUAAUCUCACAAAAGAGAGAGAAAACCGAGGCAGCGAAAAUGCCGGUACCCUUUUGAAAACCCUAAUCCGAUCAACCUGAAAUUCACUUUCUUUUCUCCGACUCGGUGAUUAUCUCUUCUUAGAUCGGAAUUUUACUACUCUGUGCACCGGCCGACGAGAACUAGGAUUUCAAUGGAGGAGGACGACGAGAUCCAGUCACAUCAAUCUCCGGGGAGUGCAUCUCCGGCGUCUCCGAGGCCCGUCGGAAGGAUAACGGUGACUGUGGCGGCGGCCCCACCUCAGCAGCCGGUGACCCAAAACGCUCUGACUCUGGCUCUCCCCAUACAGACUAGGAAUGGUGUGGGUGAAAGAGGUAGCGGCGGCGGUGGUGGUAGGGAGGAUUGCUGGAGUGAAGGAGCGACGUCAGUUCUGAUUGAUGCGUGGGGCGAGCGGUAUUUGGAGCUGAGCCGAGGAAAUCUAAAGCAGAAACAUUGGAAAGAGGUGGCGGAUAUUGUGAGUGGUAGGGAUGACUAUACGAAGGCUGCAAAGACGGAUAUUCAGUGCAAGAACAGGAUUGAUACUGUGAAAAAGAAGUAUAAGCUUGAAAAGGCUAAGCUUUCGUCCGGCGGAGGGCCUAGCAAGUGGCCUUUCUACGACAGACUCGACCAUUUGAUUGGUCCCACUGUGAAGAUCGCCGGUGCCGUUGGUGGUCAUAAUGCCGUUUCUUUAGCGAAUAGCUCUUCCCAACAUGCUCAUAAGGUCCCCCUGGGAAUUCCGGUUCGGGGAGUUAGUCCUUUCCAAGGAUUACGGGACCCGAAACCGCACCAUCUUCAGCAAUCUCUGAAGAACCAGAAGAUGCAACACAAGAAACGGGGUCCGGUGGAUUCGAGCUCAUCAAGGGAGGCAUCUCCCGCUUCAACGGAUAGUUUCCCAAUGGAUUUUUAUGAGAGGAAAAGAGUGAGGACGGGGAGGGAGAUGAAUUUGAAUGCGAAUUUGAAUCCUGGUAGGAGUGGAGGAGGGGCAUUUAGGGGAGGAAAAGAGAAGAAGGGUUGGGGAAAUGCAGUUAAGGAAUUGACACAAGCUAUAUUGAAGUUUGGAGAGGCUUAUGAGCAAGCUGAAAGCUCGAAGUUGCAACAGGUAGUGGAGAUGGAGAAGCAGAGAAUGAAUUUUGCUAAGGAGUUGGAGUUGCAGAGGAUGCAAUUCUUUAUGAAGACCCAGUUGGAGAUUUCACAGCUCAAGCAUGGGAGAAAGGGUGGGAUUGGCAAUGCCAGUAACCAUCAUCAUAGUAACAACAACAACAACAAUAAUAAUAACAGUGAUAGCAGCAACUAAGAUUAUAACUGUUUGGUUUCUCUGUUUAUGGUAGAAAAUCCAUGUUUGAGAUAUUUGUAUUUGUAACUGAAGAAGAUGCUAGUGUAAUUGUCUCGUCUCCUCCUAAUUUAAUCACAAUUUGAUUGCCCUGUUUGCCUUUUCUAUUCUAAUACCUAGCCUGACAAUGUCGCAUUUUCUAAUAUUAGGAAAUUAGGAAUCAUUGAUGAGUGUUUUUUUUCCUUUAUUAAAUAUAUAUUUUUUCUUUUGGAUGUGAA
Molecule: messenger RNA, 2055 nt
Organism: Cannabis sativa
Lineage: Eukaryota; Viridiplantae; Streptophyta; Magnoliopsida; Rosales; Cannabaceae
Product: trihelix transcription factor ASIL2
Exons: 2
Coding region: 662-1801 (379 amino acids)
Cellular component (GO): nucleus
Molecular function (GO): transcription cis-regulatory region binding
Source: RefSeq, a predicted model, not a curated record